Molecule: messenger RNA, 860 nt
Organism: Tarenaya hassleriana
Lineage: Eukaryota; Viridiplantae; Streptophyta; Magnoliopsida; Brassicales; Cleomaceae
Product: transmembrane emp24 domain-containing protein p24delta7-like
Exons: 4
Coding region: 53-691 (212 amino acids)
Biological process (GO): intracellular protein transport; Golgi organization; endoplasmic reticulum to Golgi vesicle-mediated transport
Cellular component (GO): COPII-coated ER to Golgi transport vesicle; endoplasmic reticulum-Golgi intermediate compartment; Golgi apparatus
Source: RefSeq, a predicted model, not a curated record
CUUUGAAUACUGUCAGAAGCGCUCUCUCUCUCUCUAUCUUCUCUCCGCCGCCAUGGAUUCUUGUCGGAGCUUGAUUGCACUGUUGAUCGUGAUGAUUUUAUAUCCGGCGACACGGGCUUUACGGUUCGACCUGCAAUCUGGGGACAUGAAAUGCAUCGCCGAGGAUAUUCCGACCCGUGCCAUGGUCGUCGGGAAGUACAGCGUCGUAAACCCUAAUGAAGGUCAUCCUCUCCCUCCAUCCCACAAGAUCAAUGUCAAGGUGAUGUCGGCGCAAGAGACGACGUACCACCAGGCGGAUGGGGUGGAGACGGGGCAGUUCGCGUACUCGGCGGGGGAGGGCGGGGAUCACGUGGCGUGCUUCUCCGCCGUCGAUCACUCGCCGGAGGUGACGAUGACCGUCGAUUUCGAUUGGAGAACAGGUGUUCAUGCCAAGGACUGGUCCAAUGUCGCCAAGAAGGGCCAAGUCGAUACAAUGGAGUUUGAGGUCAAGAGGUUGUUAGACACCGUUUCUUCCAUCCGCGACGACAUGUUCUACCUUCGCGACAGGGAAUAUGAAAUGCAGGAGCUGAACAUAGGCACAAACGCGAAGAUGGCAUGGCUGAGUUUCUUGUCGUUGGUGGUUUGCUUGUCUGUGGCGGGUCUGCAACUAUGGCACUUGAAGACUUUCUUCGAGAAGAAGAAGGUCAUCUAAGCAAUGGAAUUAGUGAAAAAACCUCUACCUGAAACCGUGGAAUGAGCCCUCCUCUUGUACACAAUUCUUUUCGUGACAUUUUGACAUUUGGGAAGGAGAUUCGAAGUGGGUAAUAAUUCGUUUAUCUUCGAUUUGCAAUUGUGAAAUAUAAUUCUGCCCCCAUUAUUCA